Xenopus laevis (African clawed frog) is the source of this 1769-nucleotide messenger RNA. RefSeq names its product dual specificity phosphatase 23 L homeolog (gene dusp23.L). Bases 73 to 528 code for a protein of 151 amino acids. Gene Ontology annotation, cellular component: nucleus; cytosol. Gene Ontology annotation, molecular function: protein tyrosine phosphatase activity; phosphatase activity; protein serine/threonine phosphatase activity. Lineage: Eukaryota; Metazoa; Chordata; Amphibia; Anura; Pipidae. The record is from RefSeq and is a predicted model, not a curated record. The transcript has 3 exons.
CGGCUGCUCCAUGUGCAUGAACUUGCAGGGGGGUUUCUUUUCUACAAGGACAUUGGUUAUUCAUGUGUAGAAAUGCCUCCAGUUCCACCUCAUAAUUUCUCCUGGGUGGAGCCCGGUCUAUUGGCUGGCAUGGCGAUGCCAAGACUCCCCGCCCACUAUGAGUACCUGUAUGAAAAUGGCAUCCGACACCUGAUAACGCUGACAGAGCACAAGCCACCCUAUCACGACACGUGCCCUGGUAUCACUUUACACCGAAUCCGCAUCCAGGAUUUUUGUGCUCCCAGCCUAGAACAGAUCAAGAAUUUCCUCAAGAUUGUGGAUGAUGCCAAAUCUAAGGGAGAGGCAGUAGGGGUGCACUGCUUACAUGGCUUUGGGAGGACAGGUACCAUGUUGGCUUGCUACUUGGUGAAGGUCAGGAAGAUCACCGGUGUCGAUGCCAUCAACGAGAUUCGGUGUCUCCGUCGGGGCUCCAUAGAAACGAAUGAGCAGGAAAAGGCCAUCAUACAGUUCCACCACCACAUCAAGUGACCUGCUGUGCUAUGUCCAGUCGCCCAAUGACUUGGAGAACCCAUUUCUUUGCUCAUCUUCUUCAUCCCUGAGGUCAAUAGGAGCUUUAGACUUCUACUGUGCAUGUGUUUGUAUUUAAUGUAUCUCAAGUAUAUCUAGAAUGUUGGUGGAAGCUUGCCAGAUACUCCUCCAGUUGCCCACAACUCAAUGGGGGGGGGAAUGGGGCAUUACUAUAGUGUUGGUGAUAGUGGGGACACCUGGCAUGUGUUUCUUCAUCCAAGAGGUCAAUGGGAGCUUUAGACUUCUACUGUGCAUGUGUUUGUAUUUAAUGUAUCUCAAGUAUAUCUAGAAUGUCGGUGGAAGGUUCUCCAGUUGCUCCCAACUCAACGGGGGAAAUGGGGCAUUACUAUAGCAAAGUGUUGGUGAUGGUGGGGGCACCUGACCUGUGUUUGGGGAUGAAAUGAGGGGUUGGUUUCUUACCAGAAAUCCCGGUCUAUUCCUUGAAUAUGCGAGGAACCCUUUGGAGUGUUGUAUGGAUCAGCGCCCCAAGGAAAUAGACACAGGAAUGAUUUCCAAUGAAUCCGAUGAAGAUCAUUAAUUGUUUGAUGCUGAUUGGGUUUCUAAACAUGGAGUAAAAUGUUCAGAUCCUAUUGCCUUAUCCAAGUGAUGAAUAGCUCUUCAGCCAAGGUUCUGCUACUCUCAACCCAAGAGCUGUUGAUGUCACCAGAGGGAUGGGAUAUUGGUGAUGAUGUCAUCGAGGGAGGGACCAGCAUCUGGAGUGGUUUGUUCUAAACCCACCGGAUCCACCUUGGGUUUCAGGACAACCUUCUUGUUUCUUAUUGGUAGUCAAAAACUCAUUAAAAAGCAUUAUGGGAGCUGUAGUCCAGCAAAUUCUUAAAGUGACACUGACGUCUCCAGAGCCAGCCAAUAACUUGCAGAACUAUACGUUUAUAACCCCUUUUCUUUUAUUGAUUCUAAAAGUCACCAGUUUGCUCGAUUUUCACUUAUUCGCCAGAAAAUAAAUCACAUUUAUAAUAAAGUGUCUCAAGGGCAUAGGCAGGGGGUGAUUUUCAUGUGUAUGGGGGGAGGGGGUAAUUAAAGGCAACUGGAAAGACCAAGGAAAGAGGUGCAACACUGUUAUAAACUGUUUAGUCUGUAUGGCAGCUUCUACUGAUAAAUUAUAGUUGUGUAAAACAAAUGUUAUUUUGAUUUAAUACUCAUGAGCAGAGGAGAAAAGACACUGAUAAAGUUAUAAAAACCCA